Messenger RNA from Drosophila willistoni, 384 nucleotides. RefSeq names its product neuropeptide-like 2 (gene Nplp2). The transcript is spliced from 3 exons. The record is from RefSeq and is a predicted model, not a curated record. Lineage: Eukaryota; Metazoa; Arthropoda; Insecta; Diptera; Drosophilidae. Bases 49 to 312 code for a protein of 87 amino acids.
UUAGAGCUCUGUACAAGUCAAUUAACAAAUCCAAAUCCAACUAUCAAAAUGGCAAAACUUGCACUGAUCUUUGUUAUCGUUUCUCUGUUCGCCCUAUGCAUGGCAGCUCGCAUUCCUCGCGAAGAACCAACUACAGUCAAUCCUAUUCAAGAAAUUAUCAGUAAACUUCAAGCAGCAUGGACUCCUGAGCAACAAGAGGAAUACAAGAAAAAGGGGCAAGAGUUGCUCAAUCAGGUUGUGGAGCAGGCUCAACAAUUUUCGAACACGCUGAACGAGUCAAUCCAAAAAUUGGGAGAACAGAAAUCAUCAUAAUUUAUCAUCCCACUGAUGUUUAAAAUAAUAUGAAAAGAAUUUAACAAAUUAAAACACAUAAUCAAACAAAAA